Molecule: messenger RNA, 4118 nt
Organism: Thecamonas trahens ATCC 50062
Lineage: Eukaryota; Apusomonadida; Apusomonadidae
Exons: 1
Coding region: 26-4066 (1346 amino acids)
Source: RefSeq, a predicted model, not a curated record
AUCGCCGGCAGAGUCGGACGAUGACAUGGUUCUGGAUCUGGUGUGGGACGGGGACUCGCCCAGGGAUCACGACGCGCUCUCGCCGCUGCUGGUGGUCGGCGACGGUUCGGCUGACGACGACGACGACGAGCUGACCGGCUUUGCGUCGCGCGGACGCAGCUCCCGGUCCCGACGUUGUCACCCCACCCGCUGCCUCUCCUCGCGCCGCGGCAAGGGCAUAGCCUGCGCUGGCGCCGCGGUCCUUCUCCUCAUCAUCUACCUGAUUCUAGUUGCAGUCCAACUGGCGUCGCUGGCACGGCUCGAUGCAUCGGUGUCCGGCCAGGUCCGCGCCGACCAGUGCAGCGAUCCAGACGCCAUCCCAUUCGCGCUCGCGCUCACCCUCGACUCACCGUCUUGGUUUACUGCCAGCCUUGACGCCACCCGGGUCGACAUCCGAGCCGCAUCUUCGGGCACUGUCCUUGCCUCGGUCGCGCUCCCGCACACCACCAUCCGCUACGGCCGCCACACCGCGCCACUCGCAUCCAAACUCGCCUUUAAUCACCAGGCACUACAACAUGCCGCUGACUUGGCGUCGGUUCUGGCACGGCGUGCGUUCAAUGCGUCCUACGCCGCUGCCCACACGCCGCCGAGCCUCAUCCUCGACGCCAAGCUCACCAUCCGUGCCCCGGCACUGCUCAGCAUUCCGAUAUCGCACACUCUCCACCAAGCCGUCGUUCUCCAGCCACCGCCGCCGCCACCGUUGUCGCCCUCUGGCGCCGCCACCCAGCCACCGCCACCGCCCAUGAUCACCCUCACCGGUGCAGAGCUUGGUGAGAGCACUUUCUCGGCCCAUUUUAAGCUGCAUGCUCCGGCCACUAUCCAGCUGACGGUGCUGACGCCGCCGCUGGACGUUGUCGUAGCGGCAGGCGGCGCAGAUGGCACGGGCGGCCCGGACGACGCUCCCCAGCUUGUGGCCGUCCACGCUUCACCGACACGCUGGGGCGAGACAGCCAGCUUGCGCGGCCCGGCGCCGCUCCAGCUCGACCUAGAGGUCGCACGCACGCCAUCAGCCGCGACAGCGCUCUCGCAGCUGCUCGCCGACGUACUCCAGCCAUCAACCCACCGUGCGUAUGCUCCGGCCCUGGCGCUGAUCGGUGCCAAUCCAGGAACGGACGCCCCGUGUCUCUUGCAGACGCUCCUCAACCGACUUCAUCUCGACCUUCCCCAGUCGUCAGCCUUUGCACCGGAGCGCGACUGGCUCUCGCCUCUCAUCAACGGCUCAGCGUUGGACCCAUCUGUUGCUGACGGAACGACACACAACGCGCCGCUCGCCGGCAAGAUUCUGGACGUUCUGAUGGCAACCACCGACGGGUCAACGGUGGUUGUCCAGGCUCUGGUCAACGCUUCGGCCGUGACAGGCUCUUCCCUGGACGUCGGCAUCAUCGGAAUGCCAUCGUUCGAGGCCUCGCUCUACCUCACGCCAGGCGUUGACCUCCCGCCUACAGUCGUCGCUGACUUGCCGGGCGGAUUGGCUGCGCCACUGGGCACACUCAGGCUCUCAGCAGUUGCGACUAACGAGUUGAUUAGAGUCUCAGCAGCAGUUACCAUCGACUCGAUGCCGCUGCUUCAGGCUCUUGUGCUCCCUGCGCUCCCCCUGUGGGAGGUGGACGAUGUGCCGCAGCAUCUCUUCACCAACCCGCUCUUUGCCCUCCGCGAGUUUGCCGAUAGCCCGGACGGCCGUCCGCUGUACGGACUCGGCGCCCGGCUGGUGCCGUCAGCAUCGCCGCAGGCCUCGAUCUGGUCGCGUCUCGCGACAGAGUUGCGCUUGGAGGGGCUUGCACCUUCGGCGACGUGGUUUGCCGAGCUUCCGCCGCCGCCACCGGGUGCACCGCCGCUGUUUGAGAUUGCCUCGACGGUGGCGACCAUUGACGGACCGCUGCUGAGCGGAACCGCAACAUGCCGCCUCGCGAUCCCGCACGUGCUCGAUGGCGUGGUUGUUCGCGCCGCGCUCCCUCAGAUGGACGCUGCAGUGGUGGCGACGUCGGAUGAGAGCCUGGCACCGAGCCUGGCACCGGCGCUGCACGGCCGGUCUGACGCGGACGUGGUUGUACUCUCGACCGGACCGGUGUCUGUUCACGGCGCAGUUGACGUGGUUUCGUCGACGAUGGCGGCGUCGGCGCUCUCGCAGUGGAUGGGCGGCGGCAUUGUGCCUGUCUUUGCACGAGUCGCCCACUCUGCCCCGGGUCAUCUCCCAUCUGUCUUCCACGCCCUCCUCUCGGGUAUUCGGUGGCGAUACACGUUGGGCAGCGCGAGCUCGCUGUACGAGCUGCGAAAGGUUUACGUGGCGCCGAUUACGGACAUUGCCAUCGUGACACUCAAGCCACAGCUCUGGCUCGGCCUCGAGUGGUUGCAUCUCUCGCUGACGGUGCCGGGUGUGACCGACCUUCCGGUCUGGCUGGUCGAUGCCGAUGCAGAGGUGGCGCAGAUUGCGUGGUCGGCCUUCACCGUUGCGUCCGACGCAGUCAACACCAUGGACAUCUAUGCGUUUGCCUCCAACGUACCGCUGCUUGGCGAAGCUGUGGCCAGCCUCGAUCUCGAGGUCGUUGUCCGCCCGCCGCCGACCACUGCCGCCGACUCGUUUAUCACCGCCCUGCUCGCCGGCGUGCGGGUGGACCCGGUCCAGUCCGGGAGCGGCGACGGGCUCGCAUCCCUGGUCGACGACAUUGUGUUUGCCGGCGCUGACCCUGCGAGUCCGGCAUCAUCGUUUGUAGUCACCUCGGGCCUCGUCCUUUCCAACAACGUGGUCGAGAUGACUGUGCCACCGGUUGCGCUGCGCGUUGUCGCUAGCGGGGCGAGCGGCGGUGCACGCGGGACGCUGCUCACUCUUGCAUCGGCGCCGAUUGCGAUCCAGACUGGGCAAGAUAAGGUGAGCCUUAUCGGGCGUGUGGCACCAACGCGUAACGCGACGCUUCUGCGCGAGCUCGGGAGCGAGGUGCUGAAGCUUGGCAACGGCGAGGCUGCUGCUGGGCUGACGGCCGAGGUUCAGUUUGGCGUCGACGCGCUCGGGGCCGAGUCGUCAAACCUGCUCGCUCGCAUCCUGUCCGGCGCGUCGUUCAAGAUGUACUGGAACGCGAGCGCGGUGAGCGGAGGAAGUAGCGGACUUGGACGCAAUGUCAGCUUUGAGGUGGUAGCGUCGGACGUGGACUUUGUUCAGGCACGAAUGCGAGUGCCUGUAGCGCUUCCGGCGGCACUGCCCGACGUGGAGCUUGGACUCCCGUCGAUGGCGUUUCGGUACUCGGGGGCGUCGGUCGGCUCGGUGAGCCUCAGCACCAACGUGCUGCGUGGCGGCGGGCGGACAACGUUUGUGGAGAUGGAGGGGGUAGUGAGCGCCGAGGCGUCGCGUGUGGCGCUGGAGGGUCUCAUCAACAAGGCGACGGCCGGCAAGGACGACGUGGCGCUUGACGUCGACGUGGUGCUCGCACCAGGUACGCAGGCUCCGGCCGCGGCCGCGUUCACGGCCCACUAUCCGUUUGUGUUUCCGGCACGGGCUUCGCUCGCCGGGGCGAGCGCGGUCGACGGCAUGAACUCUGUGGUACAGUGCACGGAGCUGGUUGACCUCGACUUUGGGUACUUUGCGAUCCUGGAGGGCAAGUGCGAGUUUACGGCGCGGGUGGCCAUCUACAUCCACAACCCAUCGCCGUUGCGGGUGACGGUGAGCUCGCUGGCGUUUGAUGUGUGGUACGACAACCCGCACGGGGUGUGCCUCGGCUCGAUGUGCAUCUACUCGCCGGCGUCGAACCUGUUCCUCACCCACGUCGACGAUCCGUCGUCGGCGUCGAGUCCAGCCGAGCUGCCAACCGAGCUGGUACCCGGCGCGGUGGCGGUGACCGAGAUGGUGCUGGCACCGUCGUCGGUGGAGAUGUGCCUCCGCGUCGGCAACGAGUACGAGCGCAACGACCACCAGUUCCACAUCCACGUCACCAACGGCGUCGGCGUGGUCCAUGUCGAGAACAUGGUUCUGCACCUCGCAUUCGAGCUCCCCGACUACGUCGUUCGCAACGCGCCGUCGCCGCCGUGCACGGCGUAGGCCGGACUCUUCGUCUAGAUCCAAUAACACACCAUGAACACAAACACAUACA